Molecule: messenger RNA, 7747 nt
Organism: Vidua chalybeata
Lineage: Eukaryota; Metazoa; Chordata; Aves; Passeriformes; Viduidae
Exons: 2
Coding region: 5351-6841 (496 amino acids)
Source: RefSeq, a predicted model, not a curated record
CCUCACGCUUCCUCCCUCCCUCCCUCCCUGCUCCAAACCCUCCCCCUCCUCUCCUCCAUCCAGUCUCUCUCUCCUCCCUCCUCUCUCUCUUUUUUUGGGAUCAGACUGUGAAUUUUUAAAAGCAAAACCCACAGUGGCUGUAGGAGGAAACGCGUCCUUGGCAUGGGGGGGCACGGGGUGCCCGGAGCAGCCCCGGGGUCACGCCGAGCACUGCUGAGGUGACACCGAGCAGUGCCAGGGUCACACCGAGCACCCCGAGGUCACACCGGGCACUGCUGAGGUGACACCAAGCAGCGCCAGCGUCACACAGAGCACCCCGAGGUCACACCGGGCACUGCUGAGGUGACACCGAGCAGUGCCAGGGUCACACAGAGCACCCCGAGGUCACACAGAGCACUGCUGAUGUGACACCGAGCACCCCGAAGCCACACCAAGCAGCACUGAGGUGACACCGAGCAGCGCCACGGUCACACUGAGCACCGCUGAGGUGACAACGAACACCCCGAGGUCACAUCGAGCAGCGCCACAGUGACACCGAGCAGCACCAAGGUGACACCGAACAGCGCUGAGGUCACACUGAGCACUGCAAAGGUCACUGAGGUGGCACCAAGCACCCCGAGGUGACACUGAGCAGUGCCCGGGUCACACCAAGCACCUCAAGGUCACACCGAGCACCCCGAGGUGACACUGAGCACUGCCAAGGUCACACCGAGCACCCCGAGGUGACACCGAGAACCCCGAGGUGACACUGAGCAGUGCCCAGGUCACACCAAGCACCUCAAGGUGACACUGAGCACUGCCAAGGUCACACCGAGCACCCCGAGGUGACACCAAGCACCCUGAGGUGACACCGAGCACCGCUGGCCUUUCUGCUGGCGGGAGGGACGGGACACGGAGCCGAUGCCAAGGAGCCGAUGCCAGGGCAGCCGUGCCCGGGAAUGCCCUGGAGAGCAGGGGAUGGGCUGCCCACGGAGCUGCCUGGAGCUCAGCUGGACUUCUCCCACCACCACCAGGAACUCUGGGAUUCAGACUCCUCCUGCCAGCCCUGGGGCACAGGGGGAUUGCUUUGGAUUUAUUGCCCUUUUUGUUCCGUCCAUAAAGGAAGGAGAUUUCCUUCCCUCUGUCUCGUCUUUAGUUUUUUUUUGGUUUUCUUUUGGAAUGGGGUUGGCCGUUCUGCAGGAAUCCCCUUCUGCUGGAAGAGAGAACGUGACUCUCCAACGCUCCUGGAACCUUGGGAAAAGCACAAGGGGCUGGAAUACCUGGGAUUCACUCCUGGAGUGGGGAAAAAAGGAAAUAAAUACAAACUCUGGGGAUGAUCCCUUUGGAUCAACGUUCUGGAGCGCUUGUGGAGCUGCAUCGGGGCAUCCCAGGCUGCUGCCAUCCGGCCACCCCCUGGAACCUCUUGGAUCCGCAUCUGGCUGAGGGGUGUGGCCAGGAAGGGACUUGGCUCGGGCUGGGUUUUCACUGUGACCACUAAAGCUCGGCUUUGCGGGACAUUCCUUGGGGAGGAGCUGGGAAUGGAGAAGGUGAAUCCUCUCCCAGAGGAGGAUGGCAGAGCUCUGCAAGGCGUGGGAUGCAGCUAAGGAAGGAAAUCCAGCAGGGACCAUCCCUGUCCCUCAGGGUCUGGCAGGGAUCCCGCCGGCUCCAGAGGUGAGGAAGGGGAGGCAGAAGCAUGGCUCAGCCCCAGGGCUGGUUGGAUCACUGGAAAGAUCCCAAAAUCAAUGGGAACACCCAGGAUUGAUGGUUUUCCUUUGCUUUUUGAAUCCCCAGGACUGAUGGUUUUCCUUUGCUGGUGUUUAAAUCCCAGCACAACCCACGGGGCCAGCGAGAACCCGACCUUGGCACGCCCCAGGUGUCCCCUCCGAGGCUGCCCAGGGUGCAGAUUAAUUAAUGCAGAUAUUUCAGUUGAGGUGUUUCAGUGAGGUGGCUCUUAAUUAGCUGGAGCCCUGUUUGUGGGGUUUUGUUGUCUCAAUGGUCGUGAUCUCGAUGGGCUCCCAUGGAAACUUUUGAUUUGCUCUUGGAACAAUUUAAAUGGGAAAAUUUGGGGGGAAAAAAAAUCAUUGCUUUGUGAAUUAACCUGCACAGAGACAGAGGGCUUUGGAGGAUUUAGGGUUUUAUGGCCCUGGUGGGGGUCACAAGACAGAAGAGCUUCAUUGUGGAAGGGAUUUGAGGCCAGGAGAAUAUUUUGAAUCUAUAUAAACACAUAUCUCCACUCCUGUACACCCACAGCAACACAGGUAUGGAAGGAAAUGAAAUCCCUGGAAUUUCUCAGUGCACUGGGAUGCUCACGUGGGAUUUGGAGUUGGGAAGUUGGGAGCUUUGGGCUGCUUUUCCCUGGGAUACAACCCAAAAUGAUGACCUGGCUUUGCUUCGGGAUAGGGAACAGAGCCCCGUGCAUGGAUCAGCUCUAAAUCCUCAUUUUUGAGCUGUCAGCCUCAAAACCCUCGUGGCUGAGGUUCUUGGAGCUUGGAGAAGGCCCUGUUGGAUGUGUGGGGUGGUGGUGCUGGGAGUGACCAUUUCCACGUCCAUCCCGGAGGGAGGAUGAGGAUGAGGAUGAGGAUGAAGGAUGAGGAUGCUCCAGAGGAGGGAACACACUCAGAAGGAGCCUGGUGCCAACCCAGAGCCACUUUGUGCUGCUCCAGAGGGAGUUUGGACUCCUGGAUUUGAUGAUUUGGAGGAUUUUGGCCCUGUUGGGAUCACACAAAGGGGCGUGGCACAAGUCAAGGUCACCAAGGCCACCCAAAAUCCCCAUCUUUGGGGAAAACCUGGAUUUAAUCUUUGGAGCUUGCUUUAAAAAAACACCCUCCCAGCUUAAUCUUUUUAAUGCUGCUUUUCAGAGCUGCCUCCUUAAUCUUCUUCAUUCCAUUUUUUCCUCCUAUUUAAUAGUCUGAAGUUCCCUAAUACAAUUUUUUUACUCACUCAAGCUUAACCUCGUCCCUCUCAGCUGGUGUUAGGUUGUAAUCCCGGCACUUAAAUCCAUCACAGCUUCGGGAGUGAGGAAAGCUGGAGGUGGGAGGGUGAGAGGAGCCUGGGCAGGACUUUUGCAGUAAUUAAAAUAUGAGAUAAACACAAUAAAAAAAGGUGAAGGCAAUUAAACUGCUAAUCAGAAGUGAUGAAACAAUUCAUUGUUUAUCUCCUGCUCCCAUGCUUUUGCUCUCCACCUGGAGAGGGAUGUGAGCUCCAGGAGAAUUUUUUCGGUUUGGAGGCAACUUUUUGUGGUUGUGCAAUGGUGUCACAGCCUCUUGUGUCACCUCAGCUCCACCGGGCUGUCGGAGUCGAUGUUUGAGGGGGAAAAAGAAGCCUUGUUCUGGAGAAUGUGACCCUGGGCCUCCCUCCAAGGAGCUGGGAUGGAGCUGAAUACGGGCAGGAGUUUUGGGGGAAGUCCAUCUCCCCAGAAAAUCCUGGAUAAAGCCAUUUCUCCAUGAGCAGAGCCACAGGGAUGGGUAAAACCCCGAGGGCCGGUGCGUGGCGCAGGUGGAGGUGGCUGCUCCCUCCUGCAGCCGCUCCUGCUCCGGGGCUUUUCGGGGAUUCCUGGUGGGAGCAUGGAUGGGGAAGAGGCGAGGAGGCUCCACGUGGGAGGAGCCAUCCCCCAGAGCAGGAUUUUGGGAAAAUGAACUCCAGCGGGAGCGGAAGCGGCUCCAGCAUCUUCCCUUCCCGAAGGCGAGCCUGGCAUCGUCCCCUCUGCCCAAAUUCCCACCCCUCAUGGUGAUCCCAGCCAGGAACAGCUGGAGCAGUGCCCAGAUGUGCUGGUCCUUCCCCAGCUGUGCUCCCCGAGUGAUUUUUCCACAGCUUUUCCGUUUCUUUUCCGCCCGUUCCUGCGUGUGCGUGAUGUGCUGGAGCCGCAGGGAGAACCUCGGCUCUUCCAGCUGGAUAAUUUUAGGAGUUUCUGGAAUUGCAGGGUGGUGUGGGCUGCUCUGCCAGCUGUGCCAGCCUUGGGGCUCUCCCUGCUGGAAUUGCAGCAGGAGAAUAUCCAGCAGGAGAACAGCCAGGAACUCCUUGGCCACAUCCAAAGGGAAGGGAAGAGCAGAGAGCCCCAAACCAGGGCUGGAAUGGGGAGUUUGGGAAGGGCAGGACAUGGAAGGGGCCCAGCAGCAGCAGGACCCAGCCCUGGCUGGGUUUUGCAGGGCUGGGAGUUGUCCCUUAGCUCCAAAAACUUCUCUGAUCUUGGAUCUUUCCUUGAAAAGCACCAGGUGCCCGUGGUGGGAUGGAGUUGUCCCUUAGCUCCAAAAACUUCUCUGAUCUUGGAUCUUUCCUUGAAAAGCACCAGGUGCCCGUGGUGGGAUGGAGUUGUCCCUUAGCUCCAAAAUCUUCUCUGAUCUUGGAUCUUUCCUUGAAAAGCACCAGGUGCCCGUGGUGGGAUGGAGUUGUCCCUUAGCUCCAAAAACCUCGCUGAUUUUGGACCUUUCCAUAACGAGCUCUGCUGGGGGGAUCCAGCUGCAGGGAAGGGGAUGGGAAGGGGAUGGGAAGGGGAUGCCUCGGGCUGGGGGACUGCCAGGAUGGGCUGGUUUGCCUCAAAUUUCUCCUCUCCCUCCCCAACUUCCCUGACAAUCCCUGUCUGGGAGUUCCUUUGCCUCAUCUCCAGCUCCAGCAUUCCGAGCUCUCCCUGCUGUGAAUCCCCAGCUCAGUUCCUUCCACGGGAACAAACCCACCAGGCGAGAACUGGAAUGGAUUUUUAAAUUCCCCUUUUCUCCCGUAACCACCCUUGCCAUGAUCUUCUCCGGCUCCGAGGUUUUCUGCCAGGCUCUGAAGUAACUCUGUGCUUUCAGUCCAGAAAGGUUUGGUGGGAAUGAGCUCCCUGGGAUCCCCGGGAGCAGGGAUGGGGCUGUGGGAGCAGGGCUGGGGCUGGGGGGGUGUGUGUGUAUAUAAUAUGUGUAUGUAAUUAAUGUAUAUGUAGAGAUGUAUAGAGGGGCACGGGGCCGGGGGCUCUGCUCCUGAGGGGGAAGAGGAGGAGGAAAAAGAGGAAAAGGAGGAGGAAAAAGAGGAAAAGGAGGAGGAUUUGUCCUCCAGCACCCCGUGCUGAGUUCUGCAGCCCUUGGUCCCUGUCCCAAGGAACGUGGGAUUCAGCCUCAUUCCCAUUCCCUGUCCCAAGGGAUUCAGGAUUCCCUGCCCAAGGGAUGUGGGAUUUCCUGUCCCAAGGAAUUUGGGACUCAGCCUUGGCCCUGCUCCCAAGGGAUGUGGGAUUCAGCCUCGACUCCUGUCCCAAAGGAUUCGGGAUUCCCCCUCAUUCCCUGUCCCAAGGGAUUUGGGAUUCAGCCCCAUUUCCAAGGGAUGCGGGAUUUCCUGUCCCAGGGGAUGCAGGAUUCCCUGUCCCAAAGGAUGUGGGGGUCCCCCUCAUUCCCUGUCCCAAGGGAUGCAGGAUUCCACCUCUCCGAUUCCUGCUGCUCCUCCCUCCCCUCCCUGCCCUUCACAUCCCCCUGAUCCCAGUCUUGAUCCUGAUCCCAGUCCUGAUCCCAAUCCCAGUCCUGAUCCCGAUCCCGAUCCCAGUCCUGAUCCUGAUCCUGAUCCCAGUCCCGAUCCCGAUCCCAGUCCCGAUCCCAGUCCUGAUCCCGAUCCUGAUCCCAGUCCCGAUCCUGAUCCCAAUCCCAGUCCCGAUCCCGAUCCCAGUCCCGAUCCUGAUCCCAAUCCCAGUCCUGAUCCCAAUCCCGAUCCCAGUCCUGAUCCCGAUCCCAGUCCUGAUCCCAAUCCCAGUCCUGAUCGCAAUCCCCGUCCCGAUCCCAGUCCCAGUCCUGGUCCCGAUCCUGAUCCCAAUCCCAGUCCUGAUCCCGAUCCCAGUCCCGAUCCCAGUCCCGAUCCCGAUCCCAGUCCCGAUCCCAGUCCUGAUCCUGAUCCCAGUCCCGAUCCCAAUCCCAGUCCUGGUCCCGAUCCUGAUCCCAGUCCCGAUCCUGAUCCCAAUCCCAGUCCUGAUCCCGAUCCCAGUCCCGAUCCUGAUCCCGAUCCCAGUCCUGAUCCCAGUCCUGAUCCUGAUCCCAGUCCUGAUCCCAAUCCCAGUCCUGAUCCCGAUCCCAGUCCCGAUCCCAAUCCCAGUCCUGGUCCCGAUCCUGAUCCCAAUCCCAGUCCUGAUCCUGAUCCCAGUCCCGAUCCUGAUCCCGAUCCCAGUCCCGAUCCCAGUCCUGAUCCUGAUCCCAGUCCCGAUCCCAAUCCCAGUCCUGGUCCCGAUCCUGAUCCCAGUCCCGAUCCUGAUCCCAAUCCCAGUCCUGAUCCCGAUCCCAGUCCCGAUCCUGAUCCCGAUCCCAGUCCUGAUCCCAGUCCUGAUCCUGAUCCCAGUCCUGAUCCCGAUCCCAGUCCCGAUCCCAAUCCCAGUCCUGGUCCCGAUCCCGAUCCCAGUCCCGAUCCCGAUCCCAGUCCCGAUCCCAGUCCUGAUCCCGAUCCCAGUCCCGAUCCCAAUCCCAGUCCUGGUCCCGAUCCUGAUCCCAAUCCCAGUCCCGAUCCCGAUCCCAGUCCCGAUCCCAGUCCUGAUCCCGAUCCUGAUCCCAGUCCCGAUCCUGAUCCCGAUCCCAAUCCCAGUCCUGGUCCUGAUCCUGAUCCCAAUCCCAGUCCCGAUCCCGAUCCCAGUCCUGAUCCCGAUCCCAGUCCUGAUCCCAAUCCCGAUCCCAGUCCUGAUCCCAGUCCCGAUCCCAGUCCUGAUCCCGAUCCCAGUCCUGAUCCCGAUCCCGAUCCCAGUCCUGCUCUCAGUGGUUUGGGAUCAGCCGGGGGGGAUCAGGAGCCGUUUGCCGCGGUAGGGCCGGAGCAGGUCGGGGAUGGGAUCCCGGGGUGGAUCCAGCCCCCGCAAGCUCCGGAGCUCCCCAUUCCCUGUACCAGGAGCUGCUCCCUCUCUGUGGGGAGCCUCAGUCUGCAGAGCUGAUCUUUUUAUUUCUGUGCUUAUUUUUUCCCAUUAUUUUGAUUUUUGGGUUAAAAAAAAAACCAGACUUUUUUUCACACCCCACAUUCCAGCACUUCUCCCAAGACCUCCAGGGCUCCAGGGAUUUUUCCUGCAGGAAUUCCCCCCGUUCAGGGUCCCCCUGGCCGAAGUCACCCCAGCCCAGCUGACAAUCAAACCAGACACCCGAAAAACAGGAAUCCAUUGCAGUUUGAUAGAAAACUUUUUAAAAUCCUCCCCUUCUCUCUCACCACUGCAUCUCCAGGAUAAACCAUCACCCACUGCUCCUCCUGUAAAUAAACAUCAAACCUUCUUGUAUAAAUUAAAAAUAAAAUAAUUAAAAAAAAAAAAAAACAAAAAAAAAAUUCCAUUGAUAAACAUCCCAAAAAUAAAAUUUAAAAAAAACUCCCUUUCCAGAAGAUUGAAGUAAUUCCAACUUCACUUUUUUUUUUGGAGCUGAUUUCCAAUCCCCAUAGGAGAACAAAACAAAGAUCUGGAACACUGCAAGUGUUGGAGCUUUCAAUGAAUCCGGGAGGGAAAAAAAAAAUGCAUGUAAAUAUUUUUAAUAGGAGACAUAUCUUAAACAGAACUUUUUUUUGUAUGUACAUAACUCUCCUAGAGUUUAGUACUGAAAUGGCUUCAUAGUGUCUGUUUCAAAAAGGAAAGGAAAAGAAAAUGUUUGUUAAUUGUUUUUGUUCUUACUCAAUGGCCAAAACUUUAAAAAUAAUGACAAAAAAAAAAAAAAAAAAAAAAGAGAGAAAAGACUCUAAAAAUAAUCUUUGCCAAUGGAUCUAGCACUGUAAUGGUACUGUCUAUUUUUUUUAAUUAUUUCUGUGCUGUGCCCAUUUAUAAAAUGAGGAAAAGAUAAAAAAUAAAGUCAUUUAAACCUUG